This is a messenger RNA of Aspergillus japonicus CBS 114.51, 982 nucleotides long. RefSeq lists its product as uncharacterized. The record is from RefSeq and is a predicted model, not a curated record. Lineage: Eukaryota; Fungi; Ascomycota; Eurotiomycetes; Eurotiales; Aspergillaceae. The coding region runs from base 336 to 584 and encodes 82 amino acids. The transcript is spliced from 2 exons.
AGCCCAGCUUCAGCGCAACCGACGAUCCCAUACCGACUUCAACGGACGAAGGUUGGGGAAGCGAUGAGAAUGGUGGAACGAGAGUCUGCAAUCAUCGACUCGAUCACGUCCCGGUUGGAACGACUUAACACCACUCUCUGAUCUGCGGGAGUAAUGCUUAGAUGAAAACUUGGAGACAUUAUCGUUGUUCUAUACCUCUUUUUGAUGCGCGAGGACUGUUCCAUCCGACAAAAAGAUAUUGAAUCUCACCCAAAGAUAUUUCAAUUCGUUUACUAUAAUAUAAAAGGGGGGAUAGGACAAAGGACGUAGCAGAACCCAGGACCUACCCAAUAAUCAUGGUUCGGGACUGUUAUUUCCGUCCCUGUUUAUCAUCAUCAAGCCCAUCAUACGGAGGCGGCGGCGGCGGCGGCAGCGGGGGACAAUUCCCGCGGCGCGCAUUCCCGCCCUGCUGCUGCUGCUGCUGCUGCAGCACCUUCCCGUGCCCGUGCCCGUGCCCGUGCCCAUACCGGCCCGUCCUCGACUUCACCCAGUCCUUAAAGUCAUACAUGAGCAGUCCCUCCCGCUCCCACACCCCAGCGGCGUAGGUUUUGGGCCCCCCCGCCGGCCUGUUGUUCAGAGUCUCGUAGGUGACGUCGUCGUCGGCGGCGGCGGCGGCGGCGGCCGCAUCCGACUCGUACACCGCCCCGUCCGAGUACACCUCCACGGGCUCCUCCUCCAGCCGCGCGCACUCCUCGCACGGUCCGUCCACCGCGCCGAUCCGCUCCACCACGAUCCCCGGACACGCCUCGCGCUCCGGGGUGCUGGCCGGGUUGCGGUGGGACUCCGGGCAUCGCGUCGUGCGUUCGUCGUAGACGCAGCCGCAUUUGUAGGUGCGGAUUGUUGAGGUGCACAUUUUUUUUUCUGGCUUUACCUUGGAACAACUUGGGGGAUUUUGGGGGAUGGGUGGUAGUAGUACCUAGACCUUUACCUAUUUCGGAGAAGG